Messenger RNA from Vitrella brassicaformis, 3912 nucleotides. Lineage: Eukaryota; Vitrellaceae. The record is from the annotation of a GenBank genome assembly.
CUUAGAUUCCUCGUUCUCCAGCCCCAGCCAAAGCAAGAGAUCUGCGGCUGAGUGGCUGUCGGGGAGAGAGCCAUGCAGGAAGCAGAGAACGUAACGGGGAUUCGGUUCUCGUGGAACAUCUGGCCGUCGAGCCGUCUGGAGGCGACCCGCGUGGUGGUGCCCCUGGGCUGCAUCUACACGCCGCUCAAAGACUGUAUCAACCUGCAACUGGUGGAGUACGAGCCCGUCAGGUGCCGGAGCAGCGGCUGCGUCCUCAACCCCUUCUGCCCGGUUGAUUUCCGCACCAAGGUCUGGACGGACCCCUUCAGCCUCAGCAGAAACAACUUCCCGCCACACUAUGCUGAACACAUCUCCGAACAGGUACCUCCACACCAUCCCAAGACAAGACAGACAGAGCAUAUCUGACUCACGUUGGUCCCUUCUCUGUGUGGCGUGUCUGCAGAAUUUGCCGGCAGAGUUGCUGUACCAGAACAUCGAGUACAUCUUGCCGCACCAUGCGGGAGGCGUCACCUCCACGCCCGUGUUCCUCUUUGUCGUCGACACGUGCAUCAUCGAGGAGGAACUGGAGCAGCUCAAGGAUGCACUGCAGCAGGUGCAGAUGGCCACACCCACACAUGACGCAGGCACGUAUCAGGAGUCCUCUGGUGUAUGCAUUUCUUUCUCAGUCGCUGAGUCUGAUGCCCCAGGAGGCCAUGGUUGGCUUGAUCACAUUCGGCACCAUGUGCUACGUGCACGAACUGGGUACCAUGAUGGAUGGGUGUGGAACUUUGGACCUGCUGACUGCGGGUGUCUCGCACGUGCUGCUGUUUGUGUCGAUCAGGUUUCACUGAGUGCCCCAAGUCGUAUGUAUUUCGCGGCAACAAGGAGGUAACGGCACAGCAAGUCAGCUAUCAACUGGGGUUCGCAGUCCGAAACGACCCGAGGUAUGCGUCUGGGGUCAUUUCUCAUCGGUCGUCUCACUCGCUGCCCGUUGUUCCCUGUCUGUAUGUGCCUCAGGGGUGUUGCUGCCGCGUCGGCGUCGCGUCGUUUCCUGAUGCCUGUGAGUGAGUGCGAGUUUACGGUGACGUCCAUCUUGGAUGACCUGCAGAAGGACCCAUGGCCGGUGGCCACCGAUCACAGGUAAGAUGAGAGGGGGGCGCACCAACGGGCGGCAAUUGGUUGGUUGGAUCUCUGCUGUCUUGUGCUUGCCCGGGUUCAUCCACCAGGGCCCAGCGUUGCACUGGGGCUGCCUUGUCCGUUGCUGUGGGGCUGCUGGAGACGUGCUGCAACCAGUCCAGCGGACGGGCAAUGCUUUUCAUCGGAGGUAUGUUUCCAUGUGAUAAGACAUGCGGCGGGUAUCGUGUCCUGUCACAUCAUGCCCACUCUUCCUUGGUACAGGUCCCUGCACGGUUGGCCCGGGUCAGGUGGUGGGUCCGCAGCUCUCCGAGGCCAUCCGGUCUCACCUCGACCUGCAGAGGGAGAACCCAAACGCGAGAUACUCAAAGAAGGCCGUCAAAUACUACACAACGUGCGCACGCAGUCACAGAUGCACAGACAGCGAACCACUUGUUGUCUUUGAUGUCGCCUGCAGCAUUGCGCAGCGUGCGGUGGCGAACGGUCAUGGAGUGGACAUCUUCUGUUCGUCGCUGGACCAGGUCGGGCUGUACGAGAUGAAGGUCAUCUGCGACAAGACCGGCGGCUACAUGGUCAUGUCCGACUCCUUCUCCAUGCACGUAUUCAGAGACUCACUCAAGUAUGCCAGCCGGGCAAGACAGGAGGUCCACGACAGGACGACCUUUGCGGCAAUAUCUCGUUGUUGUGCCGGGCAGGAAAGUGUUUGAGCCCGAUGCGUCUGGCUAUAUCAAGAUGGGCUUCAACGCCAAGACAGAAGUCCUCUGCUCCAAAGACUUCAAAGUCAGUUAUCACUGAUACAUAGUGUAGAUCUGUAUGUAUGUGUCAAGAUGGCGUGAAUGUCUUCAUGUCUGUCAGGUGUGCGGUGCCAUAGGUGCGUGUUCGUCUACUGGCAAGAAGGGCGGGCAGGUGGCGGAGACGACAGUAGGGGAGGGCAAUUCGUGCGAGUGGACCAUCAGCACGCUCGACAAGAACGCGUCCCUCGCAUUCUACUUCGAGGUAAACCAACCGACUGGUCGUUCACAUCAAUCUCUUCACGCCGUCGAUUGCCGUGCACAUCGUCCUGAAUGCAUUUACAUGUCGACAGGUUGUGAAUCAGACUCAGGGGAGUAUGCCCAGCGGGAAGCAGUCCUACCUUCAGUUCCAAACUCUGUACCAGCACCCGUCGGGCAGAAAGAGACUGAGAGUCACCACAAGUAAGACGGACAUGCAAACAAACACCAGGAGAGCACUUUGGAAUGGAAAGGACAUUCAUCUGCAUUUGUGCGCCUUUUACUUAGCCUGCUACCGUUAUGCUGAGCCGAACGUGCUUGAGAUAGCCCCCGGAUUUGACCAGGAGGCCGCGGCUGUCCUCAUGGCGAGGUAGCCAAAGACACAUCGUCACAGAAACGGCACGGACAAGCGCGUGUUUGGGUAUCGUCAGGUUGGCUGUUUUCAAGACGGAGACCGAGGAGCCCCUAGACGUGCUGCGGUAAAGCCAAACAAAGAUGGAAACUGCCUUCCUCCCACGAGAGAUUUCUCUGUGGGCGUCUGCGACUAUUUGCUGUGGUCAGGUGGCUUGACCGUAUGCUGAUUCGUCUGGUGUCCCGUUUCGCUGACUAUCGCAAGGACGACACGAAUUCGUUCCAGCUGUCGCCAGAGUUCUCCAUCUACCCCCAGUUCAUGUACCACCUCCGGAGGUCACACUUCCUGCAAACCUUCAAUGCAAGGUCAGUGAUAGAGACACGUGGCUGUCAAGGGCAUACGUCCUUCCUGCUGUCUGCCUGUAUGCGCGCGUAGUCCUGACGAGACGGCUUACUAUCGCACCAUUCUGUUGCGCGAGGGCGUGAUGAACUCGCUGGUCAUGAUACAGCCCGCGUUGCUGCAAUACUCGUUCGAGGAAGGUAUCCAGAUGAACCACCACGCAGCAAGGAUGCUUCCCCAUGCAUACGCACCCGCCGAUGUCUCUCAGGUCCGCCGUGUCCCGUGUUGCUCGACGUGCAAUCGCUCAAGCCAAACGUCAUCCUCCUGCUGGACUCGUUCUUCCAUGUAGCCAAAAACACAUCACAUCGCAUCCAUGGAAUGGCAUCUCUCCCUCUCCUGUGUACGUGAAUCAGAUUGUGAUAUGGCAUGGCGACACCAUUCACGCGUGGAAGGAACAGAACUACCACGACAACCCAGAGUACGAGAACUUCAGGCAGCUACUCAUGGUGAGGGAGCGACCAGACACACGAUGCAGCCGCCAGAUGUUUUUUCCUUUGGGUCCGUCUGCGCAGGCGCCAUCGGAGGACGCGAAGGCCAUCCUGGAGGACCGCUUCCCCGUGCCCAAGUUCAUCCAAUCACAUGCAGGAGGAAGCCAGGUGACACGGCAGGAGAAGCGCUAAUCGUCGUCCGAUGGGCUUGCUGGGAUCGCCUCUCUCUCCCAUGUACACAGGCUCGUUUCCUGCUGGCCAAGGUGAAUCCAUCCGCCACGCACAACACGCUGUCUGGAGCUGGAUUCGGAAGCACGCCCACAGACGGAUCGAUUGUCAUCACUGGUAUGCACGCAUGGGAGACGGGUACACACCUCAGUGAGAAAAAACAAAGUCGGUGGGAAGCCUAAACUAUGAAUGCUGUUGGUUUGCUGUGUGUGCAGACGACGUUUCGCUGAAGGUGUUCAUGGAGCAUCUGGUGCGGUUGGCUGUCACGUCGUGAUAUGAGGGUGAUCGUGCGCCACCCACGGUUGGAAUGCCGAUAAGAUGACCUCUGACUCUAGCUCGGUGCAUGUUGCGCGUUGGGCUUACAAGUGUUUGUGUUCAUUCAAACGCAACGCAAAUUAACCCA